UGUGCGCGGAGGCAUCACCUGGCACUCAGGAUGUUUCUGAAGGUUCCAGCUCUUGCCCUGGUGCUCCUGGUGGUCUCAGGGGCACAGGCUGAUGUCAACCCAGAUGAGGUGGCCAGCGUGAUCUGGAAGUACUUCACCGAGCUAGGCAACAAUGCCAAGGAGACAGUGGAAGGGCUGCAGCAGUCUGAGAUCACCAAGCAGAUAGACACCCUGCUACAGAGCAACCUGCGGAGUGCCAGCCUGUACGCCGAGGACCUGCAGCAGCGCCUGGUGCCCUUUGCCACAGAGCUGCAGGCACGGCUGGUGCAGGACUCGCAGCGGCUGAAGGAGCAGAUCCAGCGAGAGCUGAAGGAGCUGCAGGCCAAGAUGGCACCGUACGCCGACGAGGUCCACCAGCAGAUCGGCACUAACAUCCGUGAGCUGCAGGCCAAGAUCAGCCCCUACGCCGAGGAGCUGCGCUCCCGGGUGGACCGCGGUGCCGGGCAGCUGCGCCGGGCGCUGGAGCCCUACGCUGAGGAGCUGCGGGGCCGGCUGCAGGACAACGCUCAGAGCAUCCAGGCCUCCCUCAGCCCCUACGCCGACCGCCUGCAGCGGCAGAUCGAUGGAGGGGUGGAGAGCCUGAAGGAGCACCUGGCCCCCCUGGCUGACGAGCUGAAGACUCAGGUGGAGCAGAGUGUGGCAGAGCUGCGCCGCGGGCUCAGCCCCUAUGCAGGGCAGGUGCAGGAAGGGCUCAACCGGCAGCUGGACAGCCUGACGGCACAGAUGGACAAGGUGGCAGAGGAGCUGCGUGCCCGCCUGGCUGCCAGCUCGGAGGAGCUGCGAGCCCAGCUCAGCCCUCUGGCCGAGGAGCUGCGGCAAGCGGCCAGUGGUGACACCGAGGGCCUGCGGCAGCGCCUGGCUCCCCUGGCCCAGCAGCUGGACCAGCGUGUGGGGCAGACGCUGGAGGCUUUCCGGCAGCAGGCAGCCCCCUUCGGAGAGGCCUUCGGGCAGCAGCUGGUGCAGAGGCUGCAGGAGAUGAAGGGCAAGCUGGACUCAGGCACUGCUGGCAUGGAGGACCACCUGGAGCUGCUGGAGAAGGAGGUGCGGGAGAAGGUGGCUGCCUUCCUCAACACUGCUCAGACAUCAGGGGAGAACUGA
This is a messenger RNA of Indicator indicator, 1137 nucleotides long. RefSeq names its product apolipoprotein A4 (gene APOA4). Gene Ontology annotation, molecular function: lipid binding. The transcript is spliced from 4 exons. Lineage: Eukaryota; Metazoa; Chordata; Aves; Piciformes; Indicatoridae. Bases 31 to 1137 code for a protein of 368 amino acids. The record is from RefSeq and is a predicted model, not a curated record. Gene Ontology annotation, cellular component: extracellular region. Gene Ontology annotation, biological process: lipid transport; lipoprotein metabolic process.